This is a messenger RNA of Amphimedon queenslandica, 1330 nucleotides long. RefSeq lists its product as uncharacterized. Bases 23 to 1210 code for a protein of 395 amino acids. The record is from RefSeq and is a predicted model, not a curated record. NCBI's taxonomy places the organism in Eukaryota, Metazoa, Porifera, Demospongiae, Haplosclerida, Niphatidae. The transcript is spliced from 10 exons.
UGCCCUCGCCUUUUGCUGCGUGAUGGAUCGAGAUUCUCUUUUGCUUUCUGAGUCUAGUGAGCCCCAAGAGAUGAGGAAAGAAGGCUACAAUGCCAUACCCGCCGUUACAGACUACAAGCAGCCUACUCUCCUUGGAAACGUUCGUAACUUUAAAAGGUUUACGUGGGUGGAGUGGGUAUUCAUUUUCGUCGGUUUGCUAGCGUUUCUGUUUUCUCUCGGCAUUACAAUAGAAAGAUUUGUUCACUUUGAGAAGAACUUUAACGAAUCUGCCGAAGCAUAUCAGACCAUUUGUCAUCCUUACAACAGCACAACUAACUGCAUAGCGGAAUGCCAGGACUGGACUUGUAUCAGUGACUUCUCUUUUGCUGUCAUUCUUAUUAUAAACUUGUCCUUUUGCUUGUUCUAUGGAGCUGAUGGCCUCCUGAGAGAGAGAGCUUACGAGUUCCUUGGCGUCUUUGUUGCAGUUGUCAUUGUCCUUUUAUAUGUAACUAGUAACUUCAUCUAUCACAUGGUGAAUAUAGCCCAAGACAACGAAGAACAAUUUAGUCAUGGGGAACUUGCUGCCCGAAUUAUUCGGCUAGUAGUCUCGUGGAUACUUGGUCCUAUACUAGUUGCAUUUGCUAUAGCAGUGUACUUCAGAAUGGGGAAACUCUGGUUCCUUCUUGUUGGCGGGAACCGAACAUUAAAACGUGCUUAUCAAUGCACUUCUUUCUUGGCUAGCCUCUUGUUUUUCAAUAUCCAGUUACUGAUUAACGUGCUAGUACUUGCUUAUACGCGUAAUGGGACCUUCCUUCAUUCAACCGAAAAGAUCAUUCUACCGAUCAUGGUAGCUUUCAUAAUGUUCAUUACCCCAAUGGGUUGGAUUGGAAUUUGGUAUGAGUUAUACAGUGUCACUGCCAUAUUCUUGGUCUUCCUCCUACUGACUCCUGUCUAUUACAUUUACAAGAUAGUUAAUGUUGCUAAGAACUUUCCACUUUAUAAUUCACAUCCAGGUCGUGAUGGCCCAAGUCAUGAAGUCAACAGCAGUCACUAUGAGCUAGUUGCAGCUGCUUUGUUAGUUGCUAAUGUUAUUGGACUUUUGAUUUUUGUUCUCAUUUGCAUUUUUGCUUUCUUUGUCAUUCGAAAUUUUAAGAAAGCUGGCCUCAAGGAAAAAGUUGAUCCUCCUUUUGCAUUGCUGUACAAGAAGAUUGCUGGAUCUAUGAAUCGUUAAACUUUUUGCUUGAUUUUUUGAGACUAAUUUUGUAAAUGAGCCCAUUUUGCUAUGAUCUUUAUGUUUUUUGUGAAAAUAGUAGAUGUAACAGCGAGUUUACAUUCAUUUUCAUGUUUUAUU